CAGCCAGGCCGCCUGGGGACAUCGGGGGUGGCUCAGCGCUCCCCCAGAAUCACCCCCGAGGUGAGGGGGUGAGGCUGGAAGGAGCGGCGGGUGAUGGAUUUGGUGUCCGGCUUUCCCCGGGCUGUGUCCCCGGGAUGUCCCCACCCGUCCCGUCCCUCCCGCAGCGCCUCCCUCUCCUCCUGCCCUCCCCUCCAUCCUCGCUCGGACCUCGGAGCGCGGCGCAGCGAUCCCAGCCUGGCCAUGAAGGGUCCCCUGCGUGGAGGGAUGUUCUCCCGGCAUGUUAAACGGCACCCCGGACUCGUUCCUCUCAUUGGCUUCAUCAGUGUGGGCCUGGGCAGUGCAGUCCUGUACCUGCUGCGGUUGGCACUGUACAGCCCAGAUGUCAGCUGGGACCGGAAGAAUAAUCCUGAGCCCUGGAACAAGCUGAGCCCCACAGACCAGUACAAAUUUCUGGCAGUUUCCACCGACUACAAGAACCUCAAAAAGGAGCGGCCCAGCUUCUGAGCCACCUCCGGGACGUGCUGGGGUGAAGGGGGAGCCCCCCACUGCCCCCCCCAGCUCCCCCAAACCGUGUGGCCGUGUCCCACCCCCCAAUAAAGCACAUCCCUGGGGGUGCCCCCUCACCCCCACCUCGUG
Molecule: messenger RNA, 636 nt
Organism: Passer domesticus (house sparrow)
Lineage: Eukaryota; Metazoa; Chordata; Aves; Passeriformes; Passeridae
Gene: COXFA4L2
Product: NDUFA4 mitochondrial complex associated like 2
Exons: 4
Coding region: 94-504 (136 amino acids)
Source: RefSeq, a predicted model, not a curated record